UAAAGCUCAUCUUUCUUCAUUCAAUUGUUGAGACGUCGAAAUGUUACCAGUGGGUAUAAAACAUUUAAACUAUUUAUAUCACUAGGCGUGCAUCGUUAAAAAUAUACAUUCUAAAUAUACGUCAGGUCUCAUUAGAACGCUGUGAGUUUCGCGUUGUUUCCGAACGGGAUACCACCGAGUCGAAAUAUUGUUUUUUUUUUUAUAAUGUUCAAAUAAAUAAUAUGAAUUUGUUACAAAUAAAAAACGAAUUAUCGAAAACGACGCGUAUCGUACGUGAGUUUUAAUUGUUUUAAAAGUGAUUUUAUUGUGAUGUCUCAGGAAUCUCAAUUAAAAAAAAGUCAAAGGACGGAUUUCUCCAAUCCGAUGACGCCGUUGGUAUUGAGAGAAAGAAGUUUCGUGCGACCGAAUAAAGACGCUCAAAAACGUCGUAGUCAAACUAUGUUAGCCAUGAAAGGAAAACCGACUAUGGAAAUAUACCGACCCCCCAAUGUACGAACCGACGUCCCCCUGACAGGUAAAUUAAACGUACACGCUAAAGAAUUCACGAUGAAUCAUGAACUACAAGCCUCAAAAUCGAGUGGUAACCUCAAUUUAGCCAUGACGUACGAACCGAUGCCUUUACAACAUUCAAAAUCGAGCGGGAAUAUACUACGACAUAUCAACCACCCCGGUUUAAUUCCAAUUAUACCAGGAGUGGCUUUACCUUUACUACAUUCAGCUUCUUCGACUCACAUAUUAAACAUGCACAGACCUAAUUACCAGUAUCAUCCCGAAUUGAUGGCUCACCAUCCGGUUUUUACCGGUUUGAAUCAGAUCUACCAUCCCGCUUGGACGGGGAACGUCCAAACGAGACAAACCAGCCCGAAACCUUCUUCACUAAAACGUUCUAAAAGUUUGGGAUCCACUGAUUCGAGAACUUUAGCUACUAAACUGAAAGACAUUGCUAAAGAAGACGUAGAUCUAACGAUGUUCCCACCGGAAGACCAACCGCAACUAAAAACGGCUUUAGAAGAUCCAUCGCAAGUACCAACGAGAACCUUAAUGGAUUUAGUGAAAAUAAUACUAGAAAAAGUUGUUGAAGGUAUGAAAUACAGUGAAUCAAUAGCAAAACUUUGUUUGACGAUCAUAGAAAACGAGAAAAAUCAAACUUUCCUCGAAUCGUUGUUGAAUACGUGUCAACAAUGGUACCAAGAAAGAGAGAAGAUUCUACGAGGGAUAAAAGCCGGUGACGGUACGAGGUUCACGGCGUUUAUGUGGUUUCUAACUGAAAUGUGCGGACAAUUGAAAAGGCAUCAUUUAAAAGAUCAGUUCGAAACUUUGCAACCGGAAUUAGUGCUGCUUUCGAUACUAGCGAAAUGUUGUCAGGCGUGCGUGGAACUACCUAUCAAGUGCCUUUCCGAAACGGAAUGUUUGUUUUUCGUGUUAACGUCCAUCGGGAGGGAUCUCGAAAGUGAAUUACCCCAACAAUUAGAUCAACUUUUGGCGAGCGUUAGAGAUGGGUUUUUGGCUAGUGCCGGUUCUGUUGCCGUGAGACGUACGUUGUUGCAACUUAUCGAACUACACGCCUCCAAUUGGCAGUUACCGGGAUCUUCCGUUUUAUAUUAUUACCCGAGAAUUAAAUGAUGUUUUUUUACAGUGUACUGUGUACGUGAUAGUUUUUUACGUGUUUCGUUUUAUAUAAGGUGAUUCAUUCAAAUUUAUAGCAACUAUGAACUAAAUUAUUAGCUGAAUAUUUUUUUACAUUUCAUUAAUAUAAAUACUAAUUUGAAAAUCUGGCAACGUUGUUCAAAUUUGUUUCAUUGCAGUUGUAUUGACAAUGUUUCAGAAUCGAUUUGAAUUCAAUCAUUACUUAAAACUCUCUAUUAUAUCUAUUUACGAAUUAAUAAUCGAUUUAUUGAAAAAAAAAUUGAAAUCAUUUAUUAUUGUUUUAAAAAAAUUAAAAUUGUUUUCAAUUCUUGUGAUUCAAGUGAAAAAUCGAUUCAUAUAAUCAUUCGGAUCCUAUGGAAUCGUUAAAAAUAACCAAGGGAAUAUAGAAUCGUGCAUAGUCGUGCAAAAUCGUUAAUCUAUUUAAAAUGGAGGUCCCUUAAACUACUAAUACCAAAACUUUUUGUUUUUAAUACAUAAACUCCGUGAUUUAAUCUUUAACAAAAAUGCAAUUAAAGAUUUGAAUUAAUAAUUCGAUAUUAGGUAAUAAUAUACCGAUUAACGUGUUUUAUUUGAAAACAUCGCUCAAAUUCUUAUUUCAGUUUUUGUGUUGUUUUUAGUUUGGCCGAUAGAUGGCUCAACUUGUAGAUUUUAUAUCUGCUGAUAAAAAUAGCUGAAAAAUGAAAUAAACACCGUUUCAUUAUAUUUGAUUUAAUAAUCGACUAUCUAUUAAUUAAAUUAACAAACAAAGAACUAAAAUUCAUAAGUAAAAGUUUGAUUAUAUUCAUAUUCAUUAUAAUAAUUCAUUUAUUAUAAUUUUGAAAUUUCUAAACUUUUUAUUUGUUAAUUUAUUAGAGAUUUAAUCAAAACAUGAGAAAUAUAUUAUAUGUUUCGCUGUUUUUUUAUGCAUCUUUUCAUUUAUUAGUACAAAAUGCACUUUUAUAUAGUGCAGUAGAGCCAUCUAUCGACGAAACUAACAAAUCCAUUUUCCAAUUAAUCAAAGAAACAUUAAAUUUUCUUGAGAUUUUCAAAAUAAAAAGGUCUUAUAGUUUUCAAAGUGAUGCCAAGGUCGUUUCAAACCAUUUUCAAAAAUCAGAUCUCUUUUAGUUGGAAUUUUUUUUAAAUGUCUAUAGUUUAGAAUUAACAUUGAAAAUGUGAGGUUAAGAUGCAUUCGUAAAUAUUAAUCAUGUUUAAGGACCUAAAAAAUAAAAAUUCGCCCAAUUAAGAAGAAACUAUACUUGAUUUACUAAUAAUAAGUUGAUUUAUAACUUAUGACGAGUUGGAAAAUUUAAUGAAUCUAUUCCUGAACCAAUGAAUAUGUUGUUAAACAUAAUUUUAAAGUUUUAAUGAUAUUAGAAACUUUUCUGACUAAUAAACGUUUCUUGAUGAAUCACCUUAUAUAGUAAACUGUUAGAAAAAUGUCGUCACGUUUAAAAAUAAAUUAUUUUACUAUUAUGAAUUUAAUCAUCAAAUAUAGGAUGACACUUGAAAUGUUUAUACCACGUAAUUGAUUUAUAUCAGUCGCAAAGCCAGUUCAAAUAAUUCAAUAAAUUCAUCUGGAUUUCAAUGUGUUGUAUUGAAAUCGAAAAUAAUAGUAGAAGUAACCAAUUUCCUUCUAAAUAUUGUUUAUAUUUGAAAAAUAAUAAUGUAUUGCGAAAAUGUAUAUAUUGUUGCAACAUGGGUUAGUCCAUUUUAAGAUCAAGGUCAUCAAUAGGCUUGAACCGAGUAUGUACUGUUUCAUCCUAAUAUUUAUAUGUAUAAAUUUAAUUAAAUAAUAUUUAUUAUGAAGUUUUUAUGGUUUAUAUUUUGAAUUUUCUCUAAAAAAUACUUCGAUAAUGCACCCCGUAUCUCAAGCUAAAAUAAUUUGUUUAUAAAUUAUGUAAUUUUUGUAUUAUAAUUUACACUGUUGCAACACUUGAUAAGUGAAAUUUAUUCAAUUUUAUACUCAUAAUGCAUGUAACUAGUCAUUUUAAAUAACCUUAUUAGAACCUCCUACAUAUAUAAAUAAAUGAUGUAAUUUACGGUUUAUACUAAAAUUGAAUAAACGUUUCAUUUGCUA
This is a messenger RNA of Diorhabda sublineata, 3703 nucleotides long. Its product is annotated as CBP80/20-dependent translation initiation factor. Gene Ontology annotation, biological process: regulation of translational initiation. NCBI's taxonomy places the organism in Eukaryota, Metazoa, Arthropoda, Insecta, Coleoptera, Chrysomelidae. The transcript has a single exon. Gene Ontology annotation, cellular component: cytosol. Bases 310 to 1623 code for a protein of 437 amino acids. The record is from RefSeq and is a predicted model, not a curated record. Gene Ontology annotation, molecular function: protein binding; translation activator activity; RNA binding.